AUGUGGCUAUCCGGUGUACUUCUCCUGAUAUGCCACUAUCAGGUGGUCUUUGCCUUGAAGACCAUCAAGACAAACGAGAUUUCGAUGCCAUCGCUCGGUCAUAAAGAGGAAGUUGCAACAUUCCAUCGGCUUCAAACCAAGGAUAGCCUUCCGCCGAGAUUCCGAUCGGCAAGAUUUGAACGGUUGAGGGGUGCUCCGGAUCCGAUCAAACCAGUUUUCGUCAACCCAGCAUCGCUUGAGUCCGAAGAGCCAUUGAACCCAACUCCACCGGCUCCAAUCGAAGUGGUCCCAUCGUCAGAAUCAUUUACCGAAAUUCCAUCAGACUUUGUUCAGACAUCUGAGACUCCAUCGCCACUCAGUUUCACAGAAUUCAAUAUCGAGUCACUUCCGAUUUUUAAAGAUACUGAUGAACCGGCAAAUGCUUUUGGAGUCCCCACUACUCAAUUGAUACUGACAACUUCUGAGAAGCCGUCGCCGACUACAGACACAACGGUUUCAGAGCCAGCAAUAACUGAGGCUUCAACUGAGCCAGAAACUCCAGAACCUUCCACUUUUGAACCAAUUCCAACUGAACUAGUCGUGACCCCAUCUGAAAUCCCCUCCCCACCACCAUCCUCUACUGAGCAAACAUCUGAUGUUUCUCGAGGAACACCUGCCGUUCACGAGUACGCACAGGAGAGAGUCUUCCCAACAAUGGUUUCAGUCAAACCGUCGAUUGCUUCUAUUGAAGUGUUUCCAAGUCACCAAAUCGAAGUAGCAUCCACCAAUGCAGUGGAAGAGACUCUCCCAACCACCUCUACCAAGGCACCAAGAAAGCGUCGUCAUAGACGAAAACAUCGCAAGUUGCGUAAAGUCACAAAAGCAACAGAGGCUCCGACAGAGGCUCCAACAGAAGUCACAACUGUCAACGAAAUCGUAACCGAACCGUCUACUGAGACAUCCUCAGAGGCAUCAACGACGCCCUCCACAACCACACCUCCGCCAACACACCCAAAUACGUUCCCCACAAGUGGCUCUACUGUAGCAAAAAUUGGAGAAUCCUAUCUUGGAGGCUGGAAUGAAGAUGAAGGAGUCCUUGUCACCACCUCUGGGCCUUCUCUCGGAUCUGCUAUCAACCAAUUCUCUGAAAUUCCAGCAUCGAUUUCUAUUGAUGAUGACAAAGCAAUCAAGGAAUAUUAUGAAAAGUAUUAUGCUGAGUGGUACCAACAACACAAUCAAGCGAUCAACACUCCAGGAGGGAUUCCAACGACAUCUGCGGCAGUUCCCUCUCGUGAAAUAAAAAUAGAACUGGCUAAGCCAACCUCGUCUCCAUCAUUCGUCGCCCCACAACCAACCGCUUACCCAUCCACGGCUGAACCGACAAAGGAGCAAUUGGACAAGGUGUGCGAUUAUGUGGCCAAGAUCUCAAAGUCGUUUGGAAUCAAGGACCUUGUUGGUUUUGCUAAAAACAACUGCGCGUUUGUUAAGAGCUUCCACCCAACGGCCACCUGUGAGCAAAUCCAACAUCUCAUGAGCUACUGUGUAACUGGGAUAUAUGUGCAACAAUAG
Molecule: messenger RNA, 1548 nt
Organism: Caenorhabditis briggsae
Lineage: Eukaryota; Metazoa; Nematoda; Chromadorea; Rhabditida; Rhabditidae
Exons: 7
Coding region: 1-1548 (515 amino acids)
Source: RefSeq, a predicted model, not a curated record